Messenger RNA from Corythoichthys intestinalis (scribbled pipefish), 5562 nucleotides. It is a transcript of the gene zcchc7, whose product is annotated as zinc finger, CCHC domain containing 7. Gene Ontology annotation, biological process: nuclear mRNA surveillance of mRNA 3'-end processing; nuclear polyadenylation-dependent CUT catabolic process; nuclear polyadenylation-dependent snRNA catabolic process. The record is from RefSeq and is a predicted model, not a curated record. Gene Ontology annotation, cellular component: TRAMP complex. Bases 202 to 2091 code for a protein of 629 amino acids. The transcript has 10 exons. Lineage: Eukaryota; Metazoa; Chordata; Actinopteri; Syngnathiformes; Syngnathidae. Gene Ontology annotation, molecular function: RNA binding; zinc ion binding.
GUGAAACGUUAUGGUUGGCCAACUUCUUUCUCAGCGGACAAACCCGGAAGUGUAUUUCGUGUCUCCCUUGAACACAAGCAGUUGAGUUAUAUGUGAGCACAGGCGCAUCUUUUGGGGGCUUUAAGUGUGAGUGGCCUGAGACGUGUGCAUGUCUGCACAUGUGCAUCUUAAGGUGCUGUGUCCAAAGGGUCCUUUGUGGAGAUGUACUGUAGCAAUCAGGACCGGCAGGAGUUGGAGGAUGAGCUCUACCGUGGAGAUGGAUAUGAAUCUGAGGGUUCAGAGGCCAUCAGUGAGCUUGAGUUCCACCUCUACAGUCAGCUCCACUACUCUUCCAAUGCUGGGGAUUUCGAGCAGCAAGAUGAAGAGGACCAGCCUACCCAGGAGAUUAAUGAGCCUGAAAAGACUGCAGAGAAGAUCAACAAUGUAGAACUUAAAGAGUCUCCCAAAAACGGUCCACAGUUGUUGAACACUAUCAAGCCGCAGCAACAACACAAGAGUGAGAAGUGUGUCAACAAAAAGAAGGGAAAGGAGCUACCUAAAGUUCAUGAAAAAUUGUCACCGUUUGAGGAGGUCAUUGUCAUUGAAUCCAGUUCCGAAGUUAUAAGUGUGUCCUCCACCUCUUCUGAGGAGGAGGAUGAUGAUGACGACAAAGGAGUUUGUGCAUUGAAGGGAGGCAUUGGACGCAGAGUACGGACGUCUACCCUGGCCCACACGGCACCUCCUAAAAAGGACAAUAAUUUUGCACCAGUGAUUUUGGAUUCAAGCAGCUCAGGAUCUGAUUCAGAGUCGGAAUCAAAAUCUGACUCUGAAUCAUCCCUUUCGUCCAACUCCUCUGAUUCGGAUGUUUUGGAGAACUGGAUGAUCUUGGGGCAAGGCCAGCAGGAUGGAGAUCAUUCCAUUUCACUAAAUCUGGAAGGUAGUGCUGACAUCAGUACAGAUGUUGAAGAGGAUAAGGAUGGGAGCUGGGUGAUUUUAGAUAAGGACAGGGAGGCUCAAAUCUUCAACAAAGAAAGGCGAGCCAGAAUUGCCAUAUCACGUUUUACCAACCGAUAUUACACUGACAAGAAUGUCCAUUGCCGAAACUGCGAUAAGAUGGGACAUCUUUCCAAAAACUGCCAUGAGCCCAAAAAAUUGCCUGUUUGCUUCCUUUGUGGCCAUUCCAGUCACAUGGCCAGUGAGUGUCCCUAUAAGCACUGCAACAACUGCGGCCUUCCAGGUCACUUGUAUAAUUCCUGCACCGAGAGAGCUUACUAUCACAAACAGUGCCAUCGCUGUGGCAUGACGGGCCACUUCUUUGACGCCUGUCCAGAGAUCUGGAGACAAUACCACAUAUCAACCAAGAUGGGUCCUCCUUUGAUACGGCAAAAGCAAGACAAUGGUCGAAGGCCUGCCUACUGUUACAACUGUUCCCAAGAGGGACACUUUGGCCACGGGUGCAAUCAGAAGAGAAUGUUCCGAGGGUCAUUCGCUUCUACGCCUUUCAUCAACUAUUAUGACACCAACAACGACAUCAAACGCAGGCAACAAAGGCUCAAGUUCAAGGUUAAAGAACUUAUGAAAAACGGCCUUCUAUCCAACAAUUCUCAAUCUCCAUUUACUCCAGGACCUCCGCACAAGAAACAAAAAACGAGUCAUGCCAACAACGAACACCUCUUCAACAAUCAUUUUGAUAGGACUCCCAGAAGUCACAAAGCCACUGGAAGCCAUAUAUUUUUUCAUCACACAAAUGAGGUUGCAAAAAGUACAUUUAAAAAGCACAAACAGGAGAGCAAAGGCAAACAGUGGAAGCCCAAGAGACCAGUGCCCAAAGAAAAGCCUGCUCCACCCAAACUCAUUGUGGAUGAAAUGCUAGAUUUUCCCAGAGGUGGAGCAAUAGGAGAAAAAACAGAGAAGAAGAAGAAAAAGAGUAAGAAAAACAACAAAAGUUCCGCAGUGGGGCUCAAUGGUGGUGGUCUUUUGAGGACAGCAGCUGGGAAGUCAAAGAAAGAUAAUCGUGCAAAGAAAAGUCAUCUACAUAAAAAAAAGGCCGCACAGAUGUAUCCAACAGAUGAGAAUCUGUUUUGCAUAAAGCAAAGGAAACGCAAGCGGUAGCAGUGUGUAUUAGCCUGUUUCCGUGUGUGUGGGUGUGUGUCAGAGUGCUAGUAAUUUUACGUUAAUAAGAAUAGAUUUUGUUUUCUUCUUCAUGUUUCAAUCUGUCUCAAUUAAAUUUGUCUCAAUUAUUUGUCGCUAAUUAUAUUUUUUUGACUGCUUCUUAAAAUGUUAAAAAUGAUUCUGCAGUUUUUUGCCUCAUAUUGGAACACAUUUUGUAUUUGUAGCUUCUGUUACGAUGGAAUUGGAACCAGUUAUAUAUAUAUUUUUUGCUGUAGAAUUACAUACAAUGCUGACAUGUGUAACAUGUCACACUUCCUCCUAAAACGAUUUUUGUCAAAUGCUGAACAAAUCAUCAUAAUAUAUAACCCAUAAAAGAGUGAGAUUUUAAACAUUUUGUUUGAAGCAUUGCUUUGCCUGAGGGGGGGGCACCUAGCUUUAGGGCUGCAGCUAUCGAUUAUUUUAGUAGUCGAUUAAUCUAUCACCUAGUUAGUUCAAAAAAUCGAGUUAUCGAAUUUGGAACAUUUAAUGCGUUGCAGAAUAAAUUUUAGGAAAUGGCUUACUAAGAUUCCACUUUCAAAUCAGCAUUAAAUGUGAAUACAAAAUAAAAUUCCCGAGUGUUUCUUCAAACUAUGCAGAAUUGCGCUUUUAUUUAAAAAAUAAAAUACCUGAGCUUAGUCUCAAACGGUAUGAAAAAAAUACAUAUAAAUGCCAACAGUCCCAAUGGCGGCUAAUCUAAGUACAACAAAAGAACAAUUGGCUAACUUGCAUUGCAAACGUCCGCUUGCUUAAAUGUUAUAAAAUGCCAACUUUAAUUUAUUUAUUUAUUUAUUUUUUUUAAAUGCUCUUUACAAAUCAUUCAAACAAAUAUUCCGACAAUAACGUUAUUUAUACCUAUAAACUACGAAUGCUUAAAAAAAAAAAUAGCUCAAACAAAAACCUUAUGUUGGUCGUAACAGGGAGCAGCUGGAUUCAGCUAUGUUAAAUGAGUUAAAUGUCAUAUUCACUGUUUCCACUAGACGGCAGUGUAACCACCCAAAUGAAAAAACCUAAAUGCAAACACUUUCAAAACCUUUACAACGCCACUCUAAUUAAAGGAAUACUCGAAGCAGCAAAAUUUGUUUUGAAGCUUUUUUUUAGUCAAAUUGAGUUAAUCAAUUAAUUGUUGCAGCAAUACUUAGUUUGAUGCUAGCUAACGAAAGAAAACAGACUUCACCUGCUAACGGUUGGUAUUGGUAGUUAGCUUUUACAAGCUACCCAAAAUGUCUAUCUGAUAUUUAGGCAUCAUUCAUAUCGACAUAUGUAAUGAUGUGCAUGCAUUUAAUUUGAGUAACAUAAAUACAAAGCAGAUUAAGUUGCCUCGCGGUCGUCGAAUUCCAUUUUAGCUUGGAGUGUAUCACGAUUAGCCCUCCCGGUUAACAUGGAUUUGACUUAUUGCUGUUCAUGGCAAUUAUUUUGAUUUUAUCAAGUACAAUUAUAUAGAAUUUUUAUUAUUGCAAUAUUUAAGUGACUUGGCCCGCCCGCAAAACAAAUCUCCAAAGAGAAGAUAUCACACCCAAAAUGAGUGUUUUUCAGCCUGCUGGCAUGCAAUGCAUAGGCUUUCUAUCCUCUUGUUGCCGUGUAACUGUUCUGUCAAACGUAUACUAGCUAGUACUGCACUAGAAAGCUAGACAUCAUCAUCAUCAUUUAUGGUUGUGAUGUCACACCCAGAGUUGUUGGGGGGGAGAAGUGGGCAUUCUCUGAUGCAUUGUUUUGGGUGGGACUGCCAUGAAAUGGUAAAAAUAUAACCAGAUUUGAGUGCCAAAUUUGUUUUCUCUAUGUUAAAUUUGUGCAUUUUCAUUUUAUGACCAUUUCAUAGCACCAUUAUGUCACGGCUGCGCAGUAAUCCCUCGUUACUUCGCGCUUCAAACUUCGUACCCUCAGUCCGUCACAGAUUUUUUUCAAUUAAAAAAUAGAUAAAUGCAGUAUCUUAUAGCGCUGUCCCGAUCCAAUCGAGUAGUCUUUCGCUCCUGCCGCUUUUCUUGGUCAGGCAGUGCACUUGAGUUGCUUGUUAAAGUUAAUGAUGAUUGACAGACAAUAAGGUUUGAUCUUGCCAGAGACGUUUGGAAACUGAAACUUCGCCCCGCAUACGUCAAUCAUCGUUUAACUUGUUAAACAGUUGCUGUGGCAACUCAUUGUGUGUAAGUGAGCUGAUUUGAGUUGACUCACUCAGUGAAGCAUUUCAUGAAGACAUUACAUUUUUCUACUUUAUAAUUUAUAUAUCUUUAUAAUUAUAAUUUAUAUUUUUCUACUUCAUAAUUAUUACAUUUUAAGUGCUUGAAAACCAUCUAUCAAAAUAUAUACAUUUUUUUCAAUGAUUAUAAUUUGGCAGAAAAAACAUGUCUUAUAUUUAUCUCUUACAAUGCUGAAUACACUGAACAAUUUUUUUGUGGAGGGGGGGUAAUUUGCGGUUUUCACUUAUCGCAGCAGGUUCUGGUCCCCAUUAACUGCGAAAAAAAGAGGGAUCGCUGUAUAUUUAAUUGCUGUAAUCACCUGUGUUGCCAUCUUGCAAUCUUAAGUCUGUCUUGACUUAGAAUUCACCGAGCUUACUGGUAAUAGUUGCAAUGUAGAGCCUUAAAAAUGACAGGUUGAAGGAGCGGUGGUUUCCACUCACACAUUAAAAGAUAAUCUAAGUCUGCUUUUCCUUAUUUAAUAGCCUUCAGAUUUAGUAACUGACUACACAAUUCACCUUCUCUCUUUUGUAUAUGAUGUAGAUAUCACAAUAAAAUACACUCUCAACCUGAAGAAUAGCUGUUAUUCUCUAAAUUUGCUUUCACAUUUUUAACUAGGAUUGAGUUGGUUGUAUUCUUAACCCCCUUAUGCACUAAUUAUUAUGUUUUAAACCCUUCCAGGGCAUGCAUUUAACUCAUUGGCUGCCAUUCACAUUGCUAAACAUUUAAUCCAUUUUGACUUGAAGGUGCAAAUAAACGUUCAUUCACCUCUACCUGUCCAAAUGGAUGGGACGUCUAGUGCCGUCAUUGGCACUGAAAAAUAAGCAUUAAGUCAGUCUUCGCUGACUGAAUACACAACAUCUUUCAACAUCAACGGCAUACAAUGUCUUAAAGCAACACAAGGUAAUUUUUCAUCCUUUAUAAAAUAUUUUCAUAACAUUUGUGAUAAUAGGUUGACUGACAACUAGUUGAAUGACACCUCUUUCAUAUCUUGAGGGGGUCUGUAUCGCUUUCACCUGCACUAAUUAACAUUGAGGAGGAUGGCAGGAACCCUGCCACACACAAAAAAACUACAAAUUUGCUGACUGCUUGACGGCAUAUGUCACUUCCCCCUUUCCCCAUUCAUUAUAAAGAUGGACGUCGAUGUGAACACUUUCACGCAAAUUCUGCACAGAUGGCAGAGCAACAAAAGAGACAAAAAGUUGUCUGAGAAUGGGGAGAAAAAAAAAAAACGGCUUUCACAUGCUGGUGUGACGCUAUGACC